AUGGAUCUUCCCAAGCCAAGGCAAGAAAGAGAGACAAGCUUAUUGAUGUACUACCUGGAUGUUGUUUUUCCUCUUCAAUACCUCCCCCAUGAACGCACCUGCGUAGGCAAGAGAGAAUGGUUGCUUACUAUCCUCACCUCUGCUCGACCUACAUAUUAUGCGACACUAUGUUUGGCUCUACUACAUAAGGAAUACACUGCAAUUUCAUCAACUAGCGAACAAGCUGCAGUAUGGAAGAGAGAAAAGACGUAUUAUUAUGUCCUUGCACUGCAGGAGUCUCAGAAAUUGCUGGGUGGUCUAGAUAAUACUUCAGGCAUGAUAAAGCUGAAAGUUACCGUUAUUGCUCUAGCCUGUAUGCUUCAGCUCGUGAGCUUCGAGUCUUCUCAUCUGACGAGGGGAGACUGGCACGUUCAUCUUCUGGCAGCCAAGACACUUAUUCCAGCUUUAGUCGACGGUUGGUCGACAGCUUUACAAUCAGGCCCUCCAGCAUCUUCUAUAUGGUGCGAAUUAAACGAAUCAGAUUUCGACUCGGAUGGGGACUUCGUCCAGACAUCGCUGAGCUUCGAGUAUCUCGCAGCCCUGAGAUUCUUAUCAAACUUUCUUGCCACAAUUGGUAUUCUAUCUUGCAUAUCUGUUGGUCCAGCGUCGCCAUUCGAGGAUUAUAGCCAUCUUAUGAACCAACCAGGUUUGAUGCAGCUAGACGAGUUGCUAGGGUGCCGAAACUGGGCCAUGCUGACUAUUUUGGAAGUGGGUAAGCUGGAUCGCUGGAAGCGCCAGGAGCAGGAUCACAACCGUUUGAGCUUGAAAACCCUUGCUCGACGAUCUAUGGCGAUAGAAGACAUGGUGACAGAGGAGCUCCAAAACUCACCUACACAAGGAACUCUGAGAGACCUCAUCACUCACAUUUACGCAGCCUCUAUCACGACAUACCUGCACACCGUCGUAUCGGGCCUGAAUCACAACCUUGUUGAGGUCCAGGAUAGCGUAUCCACAACGAUUCUGCUGCUGGAGAAGCUACCAGACUUGCAAGCUGUUGUAAGCAUUAUCUGGCCUUUGGCGCUUACAGGAUGUAUGGCUUUGCCCAGCCAAAGGGGGUUUUUCAGGGUGACUCUGAGGUCCUAUAGCUCUACUUGGAGCUCUUUGAGGAAAUAUGAUGGGGUCAUCGAAGUCUUGGAGGAGGCUUGGAAGAAGCGGGAGCUAAAGACAGAUGAGGGUGCUAUGAACUGGGAAGAUCUUAUGGAUUUCCAAGGGAUUCCAGUUCUUUUGAUUUAG
Messenger RNA from Fusarium coffeatum, 1272 nucleotides. RefSeq lists its product as uncharacterized. Gene Ontology annotation, cellular component: nucleus. Bases 1 to 1272 code for a protein of 423 amino acids. Gene Ontology annotation, molecular function: transcription cis-regulatory region binding; DNA-binding transcription factor activity. The transcript is spliced from 2 exons. Gene Ontology annotation, biological process: positive regulation of transcription by RNA polymerase II. NCBI's taxonomy places the organism in Eukaryota, Fungi, Ascomycota, Sordariomycetes, Hypocreales, Nectriaceae. The record is from RefSeq and is a predicted model, not a curated record.